AUGGUAUCACUGAGCAGUUUGAAAUGUUCGGAGGGACAACUACAGGAAGAACGCCUUACUUCUGAUGACAUACUCGUGGAUUUUUUCAAUGAAUUCCUUGGUCUUCCAUCAUUCACUGAAUCCCUAAAGUAUAACAAGGAAACGGGGGUCUUUGAGGUGGUCAGUGAUGCAGCUGAAACUCUCUCCAGACAAAUUAGAGAUUCAUUGUACAAGUUAAAAUCUCAGCUCUUCACAAAUCCGGCAUACUGCUGUGAAAGUCCAAUGAUUGACGACACUUAUACAGUCCUGUGCUUAGGCAAAGAACAGGGAAUGCAAUGGGUCAAGAGAGAAAGGCUGCCUUAUUUUCUCCAAAGUGACUGCUACUUUGAGUACAGAGGUAUCCGUGGAACCAAAAAAGACUUUGAAGCUUUUAAGAGCUCUUUACAAGGGACAUCAGGAGAGAAAGUGCUCAGUCUCUGGAUGGACAUUGAACAACUGAAGACUCUACACAGCAAAAAGAACAAGAAUAGGCUUUUAGUAAAGAUGAGGAGCAAAUACCUACUGAAUAAUGGUCUCAGUACCCUGGAUGAAGAAUUUCUCUCCAGACUGGAUCUGGCUUGCUCCUCCUGCUGGAAGGAGGAUAAACUGCAUUCUGUUCAGUCCCAGCUCUCUGAGGUCCUGCUCUUGUACUGCCAUAGCUCUCCUGCACCGCAGAUCAGAAGGAUAGAGAAGAUGCUGCAAGCCCUGAAGGUGGAGCCAAGGGCUGGCUUCUUCUUUAGGCACUUUUGUGAGAACUCUGGCAACCAGCUGUGGGAAAAUGUGAUGAAUUUCUGGUCAGACCUACAGGAGUAUCAUCAGCUGUUCCACCAAGGUGGCUUAGACCCAUACAAAAUACAGCGCCAGUCCCAGCUUCUGUACUCCACAUACCUUUGCUCAGCUGGUCAAAUGAAUAUUAGAAUGGAUGAGGAAAGUCGAAGCCAGAUUCUUGCCCAUUUGAGCACCCCCUUUGAGGAGCUGUUUGAUCAGGCAGAGGAGCAUGCGUUGACCUUACUGCUGGAGCCAUGGACUCAUCUGAUGAACCGUGACAGGGAAAUGUAUGAUAGGGUUGAUUUACAGGAAGAAAUGCGUCACGUUGACACAGAGCAUUAUGCUGAGCUCAAAAUGCUGCACACACAAGUCCUGAGCAGACAGGAGCAGGUGCCACCACCAGAGAGACCCAGAGAGUCAAACAUCAGAGUGCAGGUCCCAGAUCAGUUUUGCAGGUAUACUCUGGCAUCCCUAGUCCGCAAUCGCCUGAUGCUCGAGCGAUUUCAUACCUUUCUGGAGGAGAACUUUGCAAGUGUGGACCUGAUGUGCUGGCUGGACAUUGAGGAGCUGAAGAGAAUGGCCCGGAAGGACAAAACCCAGCUAGAGGAGAAGUCCAAAGAUAUCAAGAGCAAGUACCUUAUCAGGGAUUACUUCUUUGGGCCCAGCAGUCCUGCAAACAAAAUGGAACAGGAUGAGGUGUUGCGGCUGGCAGGUGGCAGGGACCAUCUCCUUCGUGGUCAGCUGACGGGUCGAGUGCUGACGGAGGUGCAGCGUCUUGCCCAGAGUCGCAUUGAGAAAAAAUGGUUGCCAGUGUUCCUAGCCAGCCCUGAGUUCAUAGAAUGCCAGAAACUUCGGCCGCGGAUUGAGGAGCUGGCUGAGGACAAGAUCUUCCUCAGGCAACGCAAGAAGAGACAGGUCUGGAAGCACGUGGAAGGAGCAUUCAUGACUUCAUCUAAGGAGGUGCUGGCAUUGCGCAGGGCCCUACUCAAUCCAGUUACCUGCCUUCAGUUCCAGUACUUUGUGUCCCUACAGGGUGAAUUCCUUGAGAAUGAUGUAGUAUUCUGGCUGGAGGUACAGAGGUACAAGGACUUAUGCCAUUCCCACUGUGAUGAAGCCACUGUCCAGCAGAAGGUGACCACCAUCAUCAACUGCUUCAUUAAUUCCUCCAUCCCACCGGCUCUGCAGAUAGAUAUCCCCCCCGAACAGGCUCGACAGAUCCUGGAGAGGAGAAAGGAGCUGGGUCCAUACAUAUUCAGAGAAGCCCAGCUGUCUGUAUUUAGUGAGCUGCUGAAGCUGUGGCCUGAGUUUGUGGAGUUCAGGAACAGUGUGGAUGAGGAGAAGGUUCUGGCGGUGCUGGAGAGCAGGAGGACCAAGCACAGACAGAGACUGAGAAAGGGAAGACGUGAGCUGGACCAGCUGGAGGAAAGCGACCAGGGUGAGCCUGAAAAAGAGCUGACUGACAAUGCCAGUCUAUGUGGGGAAAACCAGGAAGACGGAGGGCGUGAGGAGGACAACGAGGCACUCGUCCAACCCACUCAGACGAUAAUCUGGUCUUACUCCAAAUACAUAGCAGCACUGGAGCAAGAAGACGAGCGACGGAUUCGUAAACAAUCCCAGAAAAAGGACGAGCUGAUUCAGUCACUGUGGAAAGCAUUAGGUCAGAAGGCAGCAGACACAGCCGUCAUUGCCAAACUCCUCUGCCCGCAUCAGACAGGGACCAGCACUCUGCCCACACUUCCAAGACACACAGCCCUGCCAAUCCUGCCACGCCCAUACCAGGUAGGCAUUACCUACUUUAUACUUGCACUGUACAAGUUUUAA
Messenger RNA from Chanos chanos (milkfish), 2607 nucleotides. RefSeq names its product regulator of G protein signaling 22 (gene rgs22). Gene Ontology annotation, biological process: regulation of signal transduction. NCBI's taxonomy places the organism in Eukaryota, Metazoa, Chordata, Actinopteri, Gonorynchiformes, Chanidae. The coding region runs from base 1 to 2607 and encodes 868 amino acids. Gene Ontology annotation, molecular function: G-protein alpha-subunit binding. Gene Ontology annotation, cellular component: nucleus; cytoplasm. The transcript is spliced from 20 exons. The record is from RefSeq and is a predicted model, not a curated record.